AUGGAGAACCAGCUGCCCCUGCCUGACCGGCUGCUGCCCUGCAUGCACCACAGCCCUGCUGACCCCAGCACUGCUGAGACUUUCUGGGUGACACAGGGCCUACGGCUCCAGACUUGGUCCACUCACCUCUGCCUCCCCGUUCGGCCAGCCGGGCUCGCCUACCCGCCUUCCCCUCUCACCGCCUCGGUCUCCAGCCCCCCUCGGCCCUCUCGCCUGAACCUCUCCUGCUCCGCCAGCUCCUCGGUCCCCCACACCCACGUCUGCCGGUUCACUCACCCUCUUCCUCAGCCAAGUCAGCUGUGCUCGUUCACCUGCCCUCUCCCCACGGCGUCCUCCCAGUUCUCCCGUGCGUCCUCUCUUCCCCAGCCUCCCCAUUUUUCCCCGGCUCUCUUGUCUCAGUCUCCUCGGUUCCCCGUACCUGUGUUUCCCCGGAAUCCACCUCCCCCUCAACUCCAGUCCCUCAACCCCAUUUUUCCCCAAAUAAAACCUGUUAAUCCCCAGAGUUGCGUUUGGGUCCACUCUGUCCCCACACUUCACAACAUUUUGCACACAAAUUUGUAG
This is a messenger RNA of Micropterus dolomieu (smallmouth bass), 561 nucleotides long. RefSeq names its product zyxin-like. The transcript has 3 exons. Bases 1 to 561 code for a protein of 186 amino acids. NCBI's taxonomy places the organism in Eukaryota, Metazoa, Chordata, Actinopteri, Centrarchiformes, Centrarchidae. The record is from RefSeq and is a predicted model, not a curated record.